Dendronephthya gigantea is the source of this 2567-nucleotide messenger RNA. RefSeq names its product U3 small nucleolar RNA-associated protein 14 homolog A-like. Gene Ontology annotation, biological process: rRNA processing. The record is from RefSeq and is a predicted model, not a curated record. Lineage: Eukaryota; Metazoa; Cnidaria; Anthozoa; Malacalcyonacea; Nephtheidae. Gene Ontology annotation, cellular component: nucleolus; small-subunit processome.
CCAUUUUUUGUUUACUUCGGGCUCCCCCCCCCCGGUACGUUCAGUCACGAAAUCCAAUAUGGCUGCCAAUGUGGAAGUUCAAAAUUCAGCUGCUAGUUCAGAACUUCGAAGGUUAACAAAUAGAGCCAAUAAGGAUAAAGGGCAGUGGUUUGAUGAUAGUGAUGAUAGCAGUGACAAUAAAAGUGAGGAAGAGGAUAAUCAUGAAGAUUUACUGCAGAAAAUUAAAUCUCUUGACAAGAAAGGAAAUCUAAAAAGGCGUAAAGGACCAUUGAGAUCAGAACCAAACAAAAGUGUAUCAGAGUUUCAUCUAAAAUCUGAAGGUGAUGAUAGUCAUGUCAACCUUGGUGAUCUUGUUGGUUCAUUGCAAGCCUCAAGUUAUAACAGUAAACUAAAAAAAACACUGGAAAGACUACAGAAUGUUGGAAGAACUGUUGAAGUUCCUUUGGCAAAGAAAACAGCUGAACAUAUUCAAAGAGUUGUUGCUUAUAAAGAAACCUCCAAAGAUAUCAGUAAAUGGGAUGCAACUGUUCAAAAGAACAGACGUGCAGAACAAUUGUCAUUUCCAUUAGAUCCAUACAAACCUGCUGAAAUGACUGCUACAACAUUGGCAACAACUUUUAAGCCUCGUACUCCGUUGGAACAAGAGAUUGCAAGUGUGCUUCAGAACAGUUCACAAAUGUUGGAACGAGAAGACAAAGAGUUGAGUCUUGAGGAGGAAGAGGCUUUGAAGAAUAUGAGCUUAGAAGAAGCGCUGGAAAGACGUCAUGAGCUGCAGAAAUUGCGAGCUUUACAAUCAUAUUAUGAACAAAAAUGUCGAAGAAUGAAGAAAAUUAAGAGUAAAAAAUAUCAUCGUAUCAAACGAAGAGCAGAGAAAAGAGCCAAUACCAAAUCAUUUGAACAAUUGCAAAAAGAAAAUCCUGAAGCUGCUCAGGCUGAGCUGGAAAAAGCGGAAAAACUACGCAUUCAGGAAAGAAUGAGCUUAAAACAUCGAAAUACUUCAAAAUGGGCCAAAAACAUCAUCACAAAAGGCAUCAACGAUACUCAGGCCCGACAAGCUCUUUCGGAGCAGCUUCGGAUAAGCCGACAAUUAACCGAGACGAAAACUAUGGAGUCGGAUAGCGACGAAGAUGAGGCGAAGAAGGACGUAGAUACGGCAGAGACUCCCGAGAAUAUAAGGAAUUUUGGACUGUUCGGUGAUAGUUCUGAAAAUCCUUGGUUUUUGAGUGACGGGAAAGGAAAAGAUGGCGAAGAUAAAGAGACUACGGAACUUGGGCAGAAGAAGGAACGAUUAAGAAAGCUGGAGCCUGUGACAGCCGAGGAAACUGAGGAAAGACAAGAUGAAGACUCGGAGAAUUCUGAUCAAGAUGAAACGUUUGAAUUGAGAGUGAAUGUGAGCUAAAGAAAUUGGAAGGAAGGGAAAAAGACUAGAAAGAAGAAGAGGAAGUUGGAAGAGACGAAUGAGGAAGGGGAUGGGGAUGGAAAAGCGAAGAAGAAAUUGAAAGGGAAGAAGAAGAAAACUGUUUCAAAAGAAAAUACUGGGGAAGAGGUUGAUGUUGGGAAGGAAACACAAGGAAAUGAAGUUGUCGACCACGAGGAUGGAAAGAAACGGAAAAUGAAGAAGAAAAAAUCCCUUUCAAAAGGAAGCACGAUUGAAUUGAAUGAUUUUGAUGAGACGACCCCUCGAAAGAAAAAGAAGAGAAAGUCUACGGCUGAAAGUACCGUGAAAGAAAAAUCAAAGAAAAGUAAAAAGGCGAAGAUUGUGGAAAGUCCGACAGAGGAGGAUAGAACUGAACAUGAACGAACAUAUGAGGGUAAUAAUGAACGUUUAUUGAUAGAAAACGAGGGGAUAGAAGAGCAGGAAAGUUCGCAGUUUACGGAGUUGAACUCGGAAGUAGUUGAUUCUACAGAAACAGUCUCUGAUGUAAAGACUGGGUUAAAUCCAAGGAAUGUUUUCCAAAUUGAAGAUUUGGGAAGAGAAAAUGACUUGUCCAACUACGCUCGUGAUGAUAGCGAUGAUGAUAUGAACGCUCAGAGAAUGACGAUUCAAGAAGCCUUUGCUAAUGAUGAUGUCAUCGAGGAGUUCGUGAAAGAAAAGCAGGAUGCAGCUGAAGCAAGCAAACCAAAGGAUCUGGAUCUAAGUUUACCAGGUUGGGGAGACUGGGGUGGACCAGGAAUCGAUGAGAGAAAGCGAAGAAAGAAGUUUGUAGUUCCUGCAAAACCAGCAGCUCCUCGGAAAGACUCCAAACUAGCGCAUGUUAUUAUCAAUGAAAAAAGAGAUAAGAAGUUUGCUAAGAAUCAGGUCAGCCAACUGCCGUUUCCUUUCACAUCACGUGAGCAAUGGGAGAGCAGUGUUCGCGUGCCUUUGGGAAAAGACUGGAACACAACAUCAGUUCACCAGAAGCUGGUCAAACCGCGUAUCGUUACCUUACCUGGUACUAUUAUUGACCCUAUCAAAUCAGCAAAACCUGUUCAACAAUCUGGUGUUAUUGAGGACAAAAGAAAACCACGUCAAAACAAUAUCAAAACUAUGAGAUCUGGGCUUGAAAUUCACGAUUAAUAACCUCACA